AAGGAGAGUCCGGUUUAACCGUCACCGGGAAGCGCGCUCGUUCGGGAUCGCCGAGGGGGCUGAGGUAAAGACUGGGUCAUUACCUCAGGACAGGCGGUCGCUGUCCCGGGUUCUCGUACGGGUGACACCUGCAACCUUGAUGUCUGGCGGGCGGCAAGGGGCUCCGCGGGAGAGUGGAGAGGCGCCGCAGGAAGCCCAGCCACCUUCAGGCCACCGCCGACCCCACUGUGCGUCUGGGAGGCGCUGGGCGCGCACCGGUCAGCGGAGGCGGGAGAGUCUGUGAUCCCAGGGAGCUGCGGGUCUCGCCGCCUGCAGUGCGGAAGACCCGUGACCGGCGCAGACCCCGGCCUUACCUUCCGAGGGUCGAACUGUGCCUGGUAUUUGCCUCUUUCCUCCCGCCCACGGGGUUGCUCAGAGUCGGGCCACCUCACCUGAGGUUUUCCAGAGUGAGAAUGAACUGAGCGUCCUGGGAGCAACUCCGCAUCAGGGUAGAGGCGAAGACGCUCCUAAUGAGCACAGCACGUUUUUUUGUUUGUUUGUUUGCUUGUUUUGUUUUUUUAACGCUUGGGUAGCGCUCACAUCUUCGGACGUCAGUGGUUGUGUUGAUAUGUAUUGAUAUGCGACCUCCCCCCAGCCAGGCGGCCUCAGUACUGUCAAGAUGAUAAGCAUGGAAUAAAGCUUCAGAAGGGUCUUUACCAAUCUUUCUCCUACCAACUUUUACAUACAUGAAAUCAGGUUAAAAUGAACUUUACAGAAAUACUUCACAAGGGAAUAAAGUAGAGGAAAAAGGGAUAACAUGUAACAUGGAGUCAAGGAAAAAGAGUGUGAAGUAGUUUUGCUCUCUCUAUCUUGCAAAUAGGAGUCCUUAAAGACAACUGGGAGAAGGGGUUUGAGAUAGUGAAUUCCUAAGAAGAAAAUAAUGGAUUGCAUAUUAGUUGUUCUCUAAGUGGACUCAACAGUGUGCAAGCUUGUUGGAAAAGCCAAAAGAAGAUGGCAACUCCUUAUGUCCCAGUUCCUAUGCCCAUAGGAAACUCUGCUUCCAGUUUUACAACAAACAGAAAUCAAAGAAGUUCUUCUUUUGGCAGUGUCUCAACAAGCUCAAAUUCUUCUAAGGGCCAGUUAGAAGACUCAAAUAUGGGUAAUUUUAAACAGACAAGUGUUCCUGAUCAAAUGGAUAAUACUUCAUCUGUCUGUAGCAGUCCCCUCAUUAGGACUAAAUUUACAGGUACAGCUUCUUCCAUUGAGUAUUCUACUAGACCAAGAGACACUGAAGAACAAAAUCCGGAAACAGUGAAUUGGGAAGAUAGACCAUCUACACCUACUAUACUGGGUUAUGAAGUGAUGGAAGAAAGAGCUAAAUUUACUGUAUAUAAAAUACUAGUAAAGAAAACCCCAGAAGAAAGCUGGGUAGUUUUCAGAAGAUACACUGACUUCUCUAGGCUUAAUGACAAAUUAAAAGAGAUGUUUCCAGGUUUUCGACUAGCACUUCCUCCAAAACGCUGGUUUAAAGAUAAUUACAAUGCUGACUUUUUAGAAGACAGACAAUUAGGAUUACAAGCGUUUCUUCAAAAUUUAGUAGCUCACAAGGACAUUGCUAACUGCCUUGCAGUGAGAGAAUUUCUUUGUUUGGAUGAUCCACCGGGUCCAUUUGAUAGCCUAGAAGAAAGCAGGGCAUUCUGUGAAACUUUAGAAGAGACAAACUACCGCUUACAGAAAGAACUACUUGAAAAACAAAAGGAGAUGGAAUCACUAAAGAAACUGCUCAGUGAGAAGCAACUUCAUAUAGACACUUUAGAGAACAGAAUCAGAACAUUGUCUUUAGAACCUGAAGAAUCACUGGAUGUGUCAGAAACAGAAGGUGAACAGAUCCUAAAGGUGGAGUCCUCUGCACUUGAGGUUGAUCAAGAUGUCCUGGAUGAAGAAUCUAGAGCUGAUAAUAAACCAUGCUUAAGUUUUAGUGAACCUGAAAAUGCUGUAUCAGAGAUAGAAGUAGCAGAAGUGGCAUAUGAUGCUGAAGAAGACUAAUGUAUCACAAGCAGUUCCCUCCAUUUAGACUAUUCAAAAAUUUAGAAGAGUGGCAAAUACUAUUUUAAAAGAAGAACCAAGAACUGUAAAACAUAUAGAAAAGAGCAAGAAUGCACAUGUAUAAAGUUUACAUAAAGAAGUUUUUUUAAGUUAUUGAGAUAGGAAAUAUAUUCACUGCUGCUUUUAAUUGUAUUUUAUCCAAUUACAUUUAAUACACUAAAAAAAAUCUUGUUGGAAUUCUGUUAUCAAGGCCCACAUUCUUAAAUACUGUGCAUAAAUUAUUAUGGUGUUUUGCCUAUAUAUUGCUCCAAACUACUGUGUAUAUAUGUAUGUGUGUUAAAUCACCAAUUAUAUUAAUCAAAUGGAAAUUAAUUGCAUGUUACUAUCUGGGUGAUAUAUUCUUCUUUAUAUCUCUGACAUGACAUAUUUUCAUUAAUAGUUUAAAUCAGUGACCAUCAUAAUAAAGAUAAAAUUUAGUUGAGUUUUUAAUGUUUACAUGUUUACAUCUCUAAAUAAAAUUUGCUUAUUUGAAAUGUUAAUGCUCUUUAGAAAAAUGACUUUCUAGUACCAAAGGAAAACUACUUGAAAGAGCUGUAAUCAUAUAGCUAAAGUGAUAAGAUAGCCUUGAUUUUAAAAGCUGAUUCAUUAAUAUCAAAAUACUUUAAUAAGUGUCACAGUUAUUAAUAUGUUACAUUUGUUUAGUUUCCACGUAAUCUUUAUCUCUACCUAGAUUUAGUGAGUUUGCCUCUUUCAGAAUACUACCUCCUUUUGUUAAGGCAUAUUCUUUCGAAAAUAUAGAUUCUAAAUAAAUAGGGGCUUAUACAAAAAAGAAAAUAAAAAGCCAUAUAUACUGCAAAGUUCCUAACUGGCUUGACUCCUGACAUUGCAUUUUUAUUUCUAUUUGUGUGAAGAUGUUGUUAUACUGUAUUAUGGCUGAUUUUCUUUUUAAUAUAUUUAGCCAAGUGAUGCACUUUAUGAUAAUUAAACUCUUUUGUGCCAAGUUUAAUUGGUGGAUUUUUUUAGUAAGUAGAGUUAGGAGAAAGAAUUAUGUAGUGCCUUUACUAUUUCACUUUCUACAAAAGUCUCCUAGGGUCUUUGAGUCAGCUUUAUGAAAAAAUGUUUGUUUAUUUCAGCUUUGUGUACAGUCAUUAAAAGUGCCUUGUUUCAUUUUUAUAGGAUGAAGUUAUUUAUUUUCUAUUUUCACUGUUUUGCAUAUUGCUGUUAAUAAGCAUUGUAAUCAUGCUGGCAUUUUGCAAUCCCAGUCGGUAUGCUUUCUAAAAACUGAGGGAAACUUACUGGGGAAAUAGAAUAACAAUCUCCAUUUUUUUCUUUACUAUCUAAAAGUUUAUCGGUAUCUUGAUGUAUAUAUAUAUUAAGGUGUGGCUGUUUAAAAUUCUAAUGACAUAUAUCAACACAUUCAAUGGCUGUUGUUAACCUUUGAAGUAAAAAGGAGAUCACUUUUUACCAAAUAACCAAAAAUUUUUAGUCUGUCAAAGUGCACAGGUAUGUUCUCAGAACAUUUUUCACAAUGUGUAUCAGAAAUAUGUUUGCUAUCCUUAGAGACAGAAAUGAAUAUAAUAAAUUGAUCUGCUUAUUUAUUAAAAUUAUUAUUCUAGACUUACAAAAGGCUUAAAAAGAACAAUCAUUUAAUCAGUACCAUUCUGUAUCUUAUAUAACAGAUCUUUGCCAAAUUCUAGAUAUUAUAGUGUUGCCUGUCUGUUCUAAAGCGAACCAGCCACUUUUUCAAUCUGGCUUUUUGGAAGAUUGUAUUUAAAGUUCUUCAAGGAUGAAGAAAAAAAUCUGUUAAUUAGGUAAACCACUAUUAUUUAUAUUUAUAAUUUACUUUUUUUUACUUUUAUAAUGCAUUUUACUCCCAGUAUUAUGUUCAUUUAAUAAAUUAUUUUUUCACUACAA
Molecule: messenger RNA, 3939 nt
Organism: Homo sapiens (human)
Lineage: Eukaryota; Metazoa; Chordata; Mammalia; Primates; Hominidae
Gene: SNX16
Product: sorting nexin 16
Exons: 9
Coding region: 991-2025 (344 amino acids)
Biological process (GO): early endosome to late endosome transport
Cellular component (GO): cytoplasm; early endosome membrane; late endosome membrane
Molecular function (GO): phosphatidylinositol binding
Source: RefSeq, a predicted model, not a curated record